AUGAAGCUGCUUUUGAUCUUCAGCGCCCUCAUCGGGGCUUCCCUGUGCCUGGAAACCUUCGUUGGGCACCAGGUUCUCCGAAUCAAGACCAAAAAUGAGGAGGAGGUCAAGCAGCUGCAGCUUUUGGAAUCGCUGGAACACCUGGAGCUGGAUUUCUGGAUCAACCCCUCUGCCCCUGCCCUCCCCGUGGAUGUGAGAAUUCCUGCUGUCAGUGUCCAGUCUGUGAAAGCCUUCCUGGAAUCCCAGGGGAUUGAGUAUUCCAUCCUGAUCGAAGACCUGCAGGAUGUUCUGGAUAAAGAAAAGCAAGAUAUGGCCGAGAGUGCCCAAAGGCAGCGCAGCAGCAGCUUCGACUUUGGUACUUACCACACUCUGGAUGAUAUUAAUGCAGAACUGGACCAUCUUGCAUCCGAGUACAGCUUUGUGGAAAAGAUCCAGAUCGGGGAAUCCUAUGAAAAGCGCCCUCUGUACGUCCUGAAGUUCAGCACCGGAGGCUCCAAGCGCCCGGCCAUCUGGCUCGACGCCGGCAUCCAUUCCCGCGAGUGGGUCACCCAGGCCAGCGCCCUGUGGAUCGCCAACAAGAUUGCCUCUGACUAUGGAACAGAUGCUUCCAUCACCUCCCUCCUGGACAAGAUGGAUCUUUUCCUGCUGCCAGUCGCCAACCCUGAUGGAUUUGUGUACACUCACACCUCGAAUCGCAUGUGGAGGAAAACCCGCUCCAAGAAUCCCGGCAGCGUCUGCAUCGGAGUUGAUCCCAACAGGAACUGGGAUGCAGGUUUUGGAGGUCCUGGAGCCAGUAACAAGCCCUGCUCCGACUCCUACCACGGGCCCAGUGCCAACUCCGAGGUGGAAGUGAAAUCUGUUGUUGACUUCAUCAAGAAUCACGGAAACUUCAAGGCCUUCCUGACCCUCCACAGUUAUUCCCAACUCCUGAUGUAUCCCUAUGGAUACAAAUGCACCAGGCCAGACGAUUAUGCCGAGCUGGAAUCUCUGGGAAGAGCUGCUGCCAAUUCCAUCCGCUCCCUCUAUGGCACCACCUUCCAAGUGGGCACCAUUUGCAGCACCAUCUACCAAGCCAGCGGAGGCAGCAUUGACUGGAGCUAUGACAACGGGAUCAAAUACUCCUUUGCCUUCGAGCUUCGGGACACAGGGCGCUACGGCUUCCUGCUGCCCGCCAACCAGAUCGUCCCUGCUGCCAAGGAAACCUGGCUGGGGCUGAAGAGAAUCAUGGAGCACGUGCGGGACAAGUCCUCCUGA
Cinclus cinclus is the source of this 1254-nucleotide messenger RNA. RefSeq names its product carboxypeptidase A2-like. Gene Ontology annotation, biological process: proteolysis. NCBI's taxonomy places the organism in Eukaryota, Metazoa, Chordata, Aves, Passeriformes, Cinclidae. The transcript has 11 exons. The record is from RefSeq and is a predicted model, not a curated record. Gene Ontology annotation, molecular function: metallocarboxypeptidase activity; zinc ion binding. The coding region runs from base 1 to 1254 and encodes 417 amino acids.